Hydatigera taeniaeformis is the source of this 2370-nucleotide messenger RNA. NCBI's taxonomy places the organism in Eukaryota, Metazoa, Platyhelminthes, Cestoda, Cyclophyllidea, Taeniidae. The record is from the annotation of a GenBank genome assembly.
AUGUCGGAACUGUUACCACUUGAUAGCGCCAAUAAUAACUUUCCCGUUAUGCGCGAAAACCUAUGGGCACUACUCUUUUUGAUUAAUUUUAUUAGCUCACAGCAGCCGCAGCUUAUUUCUUACUCUGCUGUACCUGUCAAAGAGGUAACACAGGACAGGUUCAUAUUGCCUCAGCAUGAGUCGAUCACUUUUUACCUUUUUGGGGAUAACAUGCUGAAGGUCGAUAAAAUAGCGUUUGCAUUUAAAAGUGGAACUAAAGGGGCUCCUUGCGAAGAUGACAAGUAUGAUCUCCUCCUCGAUUUUGAAAAAGUUGAUGAUCGAUCUAUUAAAGCCUAUUGUCCACGGAACCACUCUUCAUAUGAUGGUGAGAUUUAUAUUUGCUUUAAACAUGAAAACAAUAACGGGACAUCUGUGUGGACCCAUCAGCCAACAACUCAUCCAUAUUUUUUCGUUUUCUCUACCUUUUUUAUUUAUCUUUUGGGGCCGUUUCCAUGGGCGUUGCUCGUGUUUCUCCUUUGUUGUUCAGCCUUAUUCAGCGGUCUUAAUCUGGGAAUAAUGACUCUUGAUGUAAUGUUUCUUGAAAUACUGAUAGAAGCUGGGACUGAAAAUGAAAAGAAGAUGGCAACGGCAGUGCUUCCAAUCCGUCGACAUGGAAAUCUGAUUAUCUGCAGUCUAACUUUGGCAAAUGUAAUCGUUAAUGUAAUCAUUUCAAUGCUAUCUGACAAACUUAUCGGAGGAACAGCAUUAGCCAUCUUUUCUGCAUCAGCUGGCAUUUUACUUUUUGGGGAAAUCUUGCCUCAGGCUGCUUGUAAUCGAUUUAGUCUUAUCAUUUCCUACCAUACAAUAUUCUUCACGAAACUAAUAAUGCUUCUUACGUUUCCCAUUGGAUUUCCAAUCAGUUUGAUACUGAAUAAACUACUAGGUGAGGACAUGGGUAGAACCUUGAAUAAAUCCAAAUUGGCGGAACUGAUCAAACAGCACGAACAUUUGGGGUUUGUCCACAAGGAUGAAUUGAACAUAAUAACAGGUGCCUUAAGUAUGGAUCAGCGAACUGCAAAGAGCAUCAUGACACCUAUCAAUAAUGUAUAUAUGCUUCCCUACAAUGCACUCUUGGAUUUUGAGACAACAAAUGACAUAAUCUCGCAUGGAUUUACAAGAAUACCAAUUUAUAAGGUCGACAGAAGAAACAUUACUUCAGUCUUAAAUGUUAAAGACCUUGCCUUUGUGGAUCCGAAGGAGAAACUUUCGGUGUCGACUAUCUGCAACUUUUACAACCGCCCAUUCAUAUAUGCUGGAGCAAGCACGACUUUAAAGUCUCUAUUUGAUAUGUUUCGCAAAGGUCAGUCCACUCACUUCGCCGUUGUCUACGAGGAAGAGGGAUCCGAGCAUCACACAGUGGUGGGUAUCGUGACGAUGGAGGAUGUAAUUGAGGAAAUCCUUCAAGAGGAAAUAUUUGAUGAAACAGACAUUAUAAACGAUACUGCAUCGCGGAAGAGGCGAAAUCCUCGCCUUCAUACGACAGAUCUGUGGCCUUUUUUUAACCAUCAAAGUGAUGGCAAGAUAUCGCCACAACUUAAGAUAGCUGCUCUACGCUACCUGGUUGCGAUUUCCGAAAGUAACACCAUCUACCAAUCACAUGUGCCUAGCGCCGUAGCUAUCUUCGUUCUUCAAGGCACACUCCAGGUCAGUGUUCACGAUGAUCACCUGCAAUUCGAAGCAGGCGCCUUCAUGAUGUUUGGUGACGACCUAUUUGCCAACGUCAACAAGCGAUUUCCUCAGUUCAGUGGAGAAUGGAACCUAGAGAGAAUUCUCCAAGAGCUUGGCGAUAAGACCUACUUUGAGCCAGACUACACCGUAAAGAUGGCUACUGACUUGCGAUGCCUCGAGUGCACAGCUGAAGCAUAUAUUGUAUUACGGUACCUAACUCAGGAAUUAGAAAAAUGUGAGUCGCCAGACAAACAAGAGCCUAAAUUUGUGUUGAUCAUCAAAAGUAAUCUGAGCGAUCAAAAUCAGAAACAGAUCGUCGAACUAUUUCAGCGCUUCUGGAAAGUGCGCAAGCAUCAAGGCCUAAGGUUGACAUGCGACAGUACGGGAGUGAGCAUCUUGGAGCCCCUCCAGAAUAGGGAAGAUGAAGACACAGAGCACUCACACGAAAAUGCCGAUCCGACCUCAACGCCAUUGCCGCCAGAGACAAUCCUACAAACUGUCCACGAAUCAACAGCAGCAGACCACUACUCUAACGCUACAACUGGACUUCAACGUCGCGACAGACGCAAUCCCAUACGAACUAACAAUUGGAGACAGACGAGUGGACGCCGUAGUUUCAUGCAUAGCACUUUGAAAUGGGGACGAAAAAGUAGACACGACUAA